Messenger RNA from Lampris incognitus (smalleye Pacific opah), 2197 nucleotides. It is a transcript of the gene aldh3a2b, whose product is annotated as aldehyde dehydrogenase 3 family, member A2b. The transcript is spliced from 11 exons. Gene Ontology annotation, molecular function: aldehyde dehydrogenase (NAD+) activity. Gene Ontology annotation, cellular component: cytoplasm. Lineage: Eukaryota; Metazoa; Chordata; Actinopteri; Lampriformes; Lampridae. Bases 120 to 1589 code for a protein of 489 amino acids. The record is from RefSeq and is a predicted model, not a curated record. Gene Ontology annotation, biological process: aldehyde metabolic process.
CUAACGGGUAAGGAGAACCGUAAAGCUUCCAUCACUCGAUAUCUUUCUGUUCCGUCAGGACUGGAGGCUAUCUCUCCCUAAAGAUCGCAAACAAAAGAUCCAGAUAAUUAUCCUUCAGAAUGUCCCGUGAACAGCAAGCGGUGGAGCGCGCACGGAGGGCUUUCUUCACCGGCAGGUCCAAGCCGUUGGAGCACCGGAUCCGCCAGCUGAGAAACCUGCAGCAACUCUUCAUUGCGAGGCAGAAGGAGAUUUCAGAGGCCCUCAAAAAAGACCUUAAUAAAAGUGAGGUAAGCACCCAGAUGUAUGAGACCUUGGGUCUGGAAGGGGAGAUCAACCUAGCCAUAAAGAGUUUAAAGGAGUGGACUGCCCCCCGUUCGGUGGAGAAGACCCUGCUCACCCUCUCUGACACUGUCUAUAUCCAACCGGAGCCCCUGGGUGUGGUGCUGAUCAUUGGGGCCUGGAACUACCCAUGGGCAAUCACCAUAAAGCCUCUCAUAGGAGCCAUUGCUGCCGGUAAUGCUGCUGUAGUCAAGCCUUCUGAGGUCUGUGUUCAUACGUCCAAACUCAUGGAGGAGCUCCUGCCCCUUUACAUAGACAAGGAACUUUAUCCAGUUGUCACCGGAGGUGUACCAGAGACCCAGGAGUUGCUGCGCCAGCGGUUUGACCACAUCUUCUACACUGGAAACAGCAUGGUGGGCAAACUGGUCAUGGGGGCCGCUGCCAAACACCUGACCCCAGUCACGCUGGAGCUUGGCGGCAAGAGCCCCUGCUACAUUGACAAGAACUGUGACAUAGACCUAGCCUGCAGGCGUGUCACGUGGGGGAAGUACACCAACUGCGGUCAGACCUGCAUCGCCCCAGACUAUAUCCUGUGUGAGCCAAGCAUCCAGGACCAGGUCAUAGAAGCGGUCAAGCAGUCCAUAAAGGAGUUCUAUACAGAUGACCCAAAGACCUGCCCUGAUUACGGCCGCAUCAUCAACCAACGCCACUUCAAGAGGGUAAUGGCCAUGACAGAGGACAGCACCAUCGCUCUGGGAGGAGAGAAUGACGAGUCAGACUGUUUCAUUGCCCCAACAGUUUUGCGGGACGUGAAACCAGAGGCGAAGGUGAUGCAGGAGGAGAUAUUUGGUCCACUGCUGCCCAUCUUACCCGUCAGCGGAUUAGAUGAGGCCAUUAAGUUCAUCAACCAGGGAGAGAAACCCCUCGCACUCUAUGUCUUCACACCCAAUGACAAGGUAAUUAAGAGAAUGAUAGACGAGACCUCCAGCGGAGGGGUGGUGGCCAACGACUGUCUCGUUCACUACUCUGUCAGCACUCUGCCCUUUGGUGGAGUAGGAAACAGCGGCAUGGGUUGCUACCUUGGCAAGUUCAGCUUCGACCAGUUGAGUCACCUGCGAGGCUGCCUCAUCAAGCAGCUGAAGAUGGAGGGAGUGAACAGUAUGCGUUACCCUCCUCACACGGAAAAGAAACUAAGCUGGGCGCGCAUGUUCAUCCUGAAAAACCCCAAUUUGGGCUGGAUGGGACGCAUGGUGCUCCUGGCCAUCCUCGCUGUGGUGGCAGCCGUCGCACUACAGAAAUACUUCCUGUGAAGGGCAUUCCAGUUAUUGGCACCCAAAAGAAGAAGUGAAGACAAAAGACCAGUGCCAGCUCCAAUAACAUGGAUAGGUCUUUAUUUCCCGGACUACAAGUCGCACCGGAGUAUAAGUCGCACUCGGCAAAAAAUGUGUUGUUGCAAGGAGAAAAAAAUAUCGCAAAUAAGUCGCUUCAGCGUAUAAGUCGCAUUCAUAUGGUGAUACUGUAACUGUAGUGAUACGGGUCAGGGUUUUUUUUAAUACCCGCACCCACCCGACCCGUUAUUAGAGCCAAUCCGCACUGCCUGACCCGCUAAAAGAUGCGUUGAUUAACCACCCGAACCCGACCAGACCCGCAAACCUCCAGAUUUAGUCCGGGCGACAGCAAAGUGAGCGGCGUUGCGCUAUUUCGUUUUUGGGCUGUUUGCCCAGCACAACACACUAAUGCAGGGCAUCGCCUAUCGUGUCUUAGCCUGGUAUCACCUGGGUCCAGGCUACCAAAUAAACAGACGAACUGUUCCAAACGGUGUUCUUUAUGGUCGAAUAGCUGCAAAACAAGUAAACCAUCAUUAAAGAUGUGAACUCUCUCGCUUUCUCUCUUGCUCACACACACACACACACACACA